Arabidopsis thaliana (thale cress) is the source of this 1332-nucleotide messenger RNA. Its product is annotated as alpha/beta-Hydrolases superfamily protein. The record is from RefSeq and is marked reviewed. The coding region runs from base 1 to 1332 and encodes 443 amino acids. The transcript is spliced from 4 exons. Lineage: Eukaryota; Viridiplantae; Streptophyta; Magnoliopsida; Brassicales; Brassicaceae. Gene Ontology annotation, cellular component: plasma membrane.
AUGAUUACUUCGAGUUUCUCAGAAAAAUGUACAUCAGUUAUUAACGGAGCUCCAAGUUGGGCGGUCUUCUUUCUUUUUGACCUCCUCGACUAUUUUCUUUGUAUCGUUUUCAGAUUCCUCGACGAAGUUAUGGAAGAAAAAUCAGAGUCUUGUCAUUGUAAUAACCCUCGAGAGAAAACACAUUUUGCAGAAUACGAGUUCCUUUCGGAGACUCUCUAUCGGAGGAGAAACGUUUUCCGACAGGCCGGUUUUCUCCGGUUUGCGAAUAAACUCCCUGAGAUAACCAAGAAAAUAGGUAUCGUUACUUUCCUGAGAAAAUUUCUUUUUCCUCAUACAAUGAACAAAGUCUCUCAUGAGGUUGCAAACCGGUGGUCUGAUUGUGGUUGCAAGACUUGUGUUUCUUGGAUCAACACUGAUAAACUUAACGUAAUCGUCAAGCAACCUUCAAUAUCAGAUUUGUCGAUAAGCAACAAACCGGUAGAGAACGUUAUUUUCGUACACGGAUUUUUGGCAUCUUCAUCGUUUUGGACCAACACAGUGUUCAAAUAUCUACCAGAGACCACCGAGGGAACUAACUACAGAUUCUUUGCUAUCGAUCUUCUUGGAUUUGGAGACAGCCCGAAACCAAGAGCCAGUCAGUAUUCGUUGAAAGAACAUGUCGAAAUGAUCGAAAAAUCGGUUAUUUUACCAAAUAAUUUGACUUCAUUCCAUGUUGUCGCACACUCCAUGGGAUGCAUCAUUGGAAUAGCCUUAGCUGCAAAAUUCUCCGACAGCGUCAAGUCUGUCGCAUUAGUAGCUCCCCCGUAUUUUGCUGAUUCAAAAGGAGGAGCAAGUUGUGCUGCUCUUGAUGUGGUCGCUAAGAAGAAACUUUGGCCACCAGCUUCGUUUUUCACGGCGAUGAUGUGUUGGUAUGAACACAUUGGCCGUGGCGUUUGCUUGGUCUUUUGUAGGCACCACCGUACAUGGGAGAGGAUCAUCAAAAUUGUAACUUGGAGAAGGAAACUACCGACAGCGAUAAUGGAUUUUACAAAGCACACACAUCAAUCAGGAUGGCAUAGCAUGCACAAUGUAAUAUGCGGAGGAGCGAAAUUCACGGAUAAACACCUUGAAACUUUGAUAAAAUCCGGUGUUAAAAUCAAUGUGAUGCAAGGGGAUAAAGAUGUUGUUGUUCCUAUUGAUUGUCUAUCGAACAUGAAAGGAAAGUUCCCUGCGGUUGAAGUCGAGGUUAUCGCUGGGACUGAUCAUAGUACGGUCAUAAUGAGUAGGAGAGAGGUCUUUGCUGCAAACCUUGUAAGUUUGUGGGCUACUUCCGAAAAGAAACAAAAGGUAUAG